Odobenus rosmarus divergens (Pacific walrus) is the source of this 1647-nucleotide messenger RNA. RefSeq names its product sosondowah ankyrin repeat domain family member C (gene SOWAHC). The transcript has a single exon. Gene Ontology annotation, molecular function: protein binding. The record is from RefSeq and is a predicted model, not a curated record. NCBI's taxonomy places the organism in Eukaryota, Metazoa, Chordata, Mammalia, Carnivora, Odobenidae. The coding region runs from base 1 to 1647 and encodes 548 amino acids.
AUGGAGGGGCCGGCGGAGCUCAGCACCGAAGCCGUGCUGCGCUUCCUCUCGGAGCGCGGGGGUCGGGCCCGGCACGCCGAGCUGGUGCAGCACUUCAGGGGUGCCCUGGGCGGCGAGCCCGAGCAGCGCACCCGCGCCCGCGCCCUUUUCAAGGAGCUGGUCAAUGCGGUGGCCACGGUGCGCACCGACCCUGCCGACGGCUCUAAGUACGUGCACCUUAAGAAGAGGUUCUUGGAGGGGGCCCCACCGUCCGAAGCCGUGCCCCUACGGGACCUGCCCAGCAUCUCGGUGACUCCAGAGCCCGAGUCCAGCAGCUGCGCCCCUGGGGCGCCCGACGGCCUGGUCGAGACCCGGGAGAGCGGCCUGUGCGCAGAGGCGGCGUCCCCCGAGGCGUCCCCAAGUCCGCGUUGCGAGCCGAGCGAUGGGGAGCCCCCGGCCGCAGCGCUUGGGCAGCCAAGCCCGGCCGGCGAGAGCCGGAACGGGCCGCCCCUGAGCGGCGGUGCCCGGAGGAAAAACUCGCGGCGAGACAUGCAACCUCCCCCUCAGGGACCGGUCUCCGGGCCCAGCGAGGACCUGGCGCCCCCGCCCCACGGCUGCGGGGAAAUGGACUCGGGCAGCUCCCCCGGGGGGGUAACCACCCCAAGGUCUACCCGCCAGAACCUCCGGGACCUUGUGAUGGGCAGCUCCCCGCAGCUGAAGAGGAGCGUCUGUCCCGGGGGGAGCAGCCCGGGGAGCUCCUCUGGGGGAGUACGCGGCAAAGGCGGGGGCGACUCAGACAGCGCAUCAGUCGCUUCGUCGUCGGCAGAGGAGGAGAGCAGCGGCGGGGGUUCAGUGACGCUGGACCCUCUAGAACACGCCUGGAUGCUCUCAGCCUCUGACGGCAAGUGGGACAGCCUGGAAGGGUUGCUCACCUGCGAGCCCGGCCUGCUCGCCAAGCGAGACUUUAUCACCGGCUUCACCUGCCUGCACUGGGCCGCCAAGCACGGCAGGCAGGAGCUCCUGGCCAUGCUGGUCAACUUCGCUAACAAACACCAGCUGCCAGUGAACAUCAACGCCAGGACAAGCGGAGGCUACACUGCCCUGCACUUAGCUGCCAUGCACGGGCACGUGGAGGUGGUGAAGUUGCUGGUGGGGGCUUACGACGCAGACGUGGACAUCAGGGACUACAGUGGGAAAAAGGCCUCUCAGUACCUGAGUCAGAGCAUCGCGGAGGAAAUCAAGAACCUGGUGGGAGCCCUGGACGAGGACGAUGGAGAGAGUGCCACUGGCAGCGGGGGUGGGCGUUGGAGGCUUUCAAAGGUGCUCCCUUCACACCUCAUCACCUACAAACUCUCACAUGUCCUGGAGGAUGGAGGGGAUCAUCACCAUCACCACCACCACCACCACCACCACCACCACCACUUGACUGAGGGAUGGGCUGGAGCCAAAGCAAAGGAUCCAGGUCGCAAGGCCCCUGGCAGCUCUAGCGGACGAAUAAAACCCAGACUCAACAAAAUCCGCUUCCGCACCCAGAUCAUCCACACUACACCCUCUUUUAGAGACCCGGAGCAGCCACUGGAGGAGGGGGAGGAGGAAGAGGAGGAUCGGCCUCUUAAAGGCCACUCAUCCUCAUUCAAACUAAGGCCGAAGUCCAAUGUAUUUGGGUAA